Messenger RNA from Closterium sp. NIES-67, 1292 nucleotides. The record is from the annotation of a GenBank genome assembly. NCBI's taxonomy places the organism in Eukaryota, Viridiplantae, Streptophyta, Zygnematophyceae, Desmidiales, Closteriaceae.
GUGGAGAGAUGGAUCACGGAACCUCAUUUCUUGUCGAAGCACCUACCCAGGAAUUGAAGGGCGUUGAAACCUCAUGCUUGGUCGAUUCCCCAAUGCAGAUGUCUGAAGCCUUUCUGUUGGGUGACCUGCGUCAGCAGAUGCAUCGCAUACCUCAGCAGGAAAGUUCUUCACAAGCCAGCUGCACUUUGCCAUCUGAAGCGGAUCAGAGGCCAUGUGCCCACCACACAACACAGUGUGCAGUUUCUGCUGACACCAGCCAUAGACAUCAGCACCUACCCAUUGGGGAGGCUGCUGCUCAUAUGGCUCCUCCUCCAUCUGCUGAUGCGCCUCCUCCUCCAUCCGCUUAUGCACCUCCUCCACCUCUGCUGAUCUCCUCUUUCAGCCGAUGCAGUUCUUCUCGCAUUUGCUGCUUCGCUCUCUACUGGUGCUCUCUCUCUUGGUCUACCUGGCCAGCGCUGUGCCGCCGUGGCUCCGCGAGUUAGCUCUGAUUGGCCCGCUGCUGCUGAUGCGAUUGCAUCGCUCCUCGUUCAGGCAGAGCUGAAGAGAAUCAAAGAUGCCCUACUGAAUCUAGCUCCGAUACCUCCAACAUUUGUUCAGGUUGCCGCGGCGGUUCAGGCUGCCCCAGCGGUUCAGGUUGCCCCAGCGGUUCAGCAUUGCUACCCAUUCCCCUGUUUCGUAUUCCACAACUGCCAUCACCACCUGCUGCUGCUGCUCCUGCUGUUCCUCCUCCUCCUGCUCCUGCUGCUGCUACCUCUGCCACUACUGGUUCCCUGCUGCCUGGACCAUCUGUCUCUGCUGCUGUUACUCCGGCAGAGAUGCGGCUGAAGCCAGACGAGCUGUUUGAAGCAUGGUGCAAUGGGUCGUACUCCAGGGUGCUCCACAACUUCUGACCAAAACACUGGAGCUCCGCCCUACUCCAGAGCUCCACAGGUCAACAGCUCCACAGCUUCUGAAGCUCCGCUCCAAAAUUUUGAAACCACGGGUGAACCCCUGCCCCGCCAUUUAUGAACAGCUAGUUGUGUCAGAUUCAGCUCGUCUCGGGCUCGUGUGGUUUUGCGCUGUGAAAGUGCUGCAUCACAUCAUAUGGUCCAUGCAGCUCUUUUUGGGUGAGAUUUUUCCUGGCAUGAGCAAGCAGACUCUUGAAUCGACUCAUAAGUUGCUUCUCUUGGUUUUUCACCGUGAAAGUGCUGCUGUCUCACAUCACAAGGUCCGUGCAGCUCUGUUCCGUUAAGUUUGUUCCUCGAGGGACGAGCAAGUUUUGGGGGAAAUUGCAUGUACUCCUUGCUGUGUAA